This is a messenger RNA of Cotesia glomerata, 2080 nucleotides long. RefSeq names its product cationic amino acid transporter 2-like. Gene Ontology annotation, cellular component: plasma membrane. The record is from RefSeq and is a predicted model, not a curated record. Lineage: Eukaryota; Metazoa; Arthropoda; Insecta; Hymenoptera; Braconidae. Gene Ontology annotation, molecular function: amino acid transmembrane transporter activity. Bases 191 to 1969 code for a protein of 592 amino acids. The transcript is spliced from 10 exons. Gene Ontology annotation, biological process: amino acid transport; transmembrane transport.
AAAAAAAAAACUAACAGCGAUAUAUAUAUUAAUAAAAAGUGUCUGAGUGUCUAAACUCGAGACAAGAACUAUUAUAUCAAUUAAAUUGGAUUUAUUAAAUCGCGCUGGUUACAAGCCACUUAAUUCACAAGUGAUUGAAGAGCAUUGUAACUAUUUAGUGAAGUGAUUCUUGUGUUUAAAAAAUUAAAACAUGUUGGAGUCUUUUAAUACAGUGGGAUGGCAAAGAUUCAAAAGUGCGUUGAUGCGGAAAAAAAUAAUCGACGCUUCAGCACCGGAAUCUAAAUUAUUAAAGUGUUUGACAACGCUAGACUUAACAGCCCUAAGUAUCGGAUCAACUCUUGGGGUUGGAGUGUAUGUUCUUGCUGGAAAUGUCGCAAGUAUCCAUGCAGGUCCCUCUGUGAUCAUUUCGUUUGUUAUUGCGGCUAUUGCUUCUAUAUUUGCAGGACUGUGUUUUGCUGAAUUUGGCACCAGAGUACCAAAAGCCGGAUCAUCUUAUGUCUACACGUACGUUACAAUUGGAGAAUUUGUGGGAUUUAUUAUCGGCUGGGUAUUGAUUCUUGAAUAUGUAAUCGGAGCAGCGAGUGUGGUACGAGCACUGACCAGUUAUAUUGAUGUAUUUACUCAUCAAGUUAUAAGCAAUGCGUUCAAAUCAUUCGCUAAAAUUGGAAUCCCGUACUUUUCACCCUACGUUGAUUUUCUUGCUUUUGGAAUCACUGUAUUGUUUUCAGUGGCUUUGGCGUUUGGUGCUAAGGAAUCAUCGUUAGCAAACAAUAUUUGUACUUUUAUUAAUUUAUCAAUUGUACUGUUUGUUAUUAUUGCUGGAUCAUUCAAAGCUGACAUGACAAAUUGGAAACUAAACGUUGAAAACUUACCGGAAAAAGAGGGUGUAAAUUAUGGAACUGGUGGUUUCGCACCGUUUGGAUUAAUGGGAAUAAUUUCUGGUGCUGGUGAAUGUUUCUACGGCUUUAUUGGAUUUGACUGUAUAGCGACGGCUGGCGAAGAAGCUAAAAACCCCAAAAAAUCAUUACCAAUAGCGAUCGUCGUUUCUCUAACAAUAGUUUUUUUGGCGUACUUUGGAAUCUCGAUAGUGCUAACAACUGUUCUACCUUAUUACGACCAAGAUAUUAACGCUCCUUUUAUUUACAUGUUCAACUCAAUCGGCUGGAAUUGGGCCACUUACAUUGUCAGUGUUGGUGCAUUCUGUGCUUUGACUACAAGUUUGGUCGGUGCUUUGUUCCCUUUACCGAGAAUUAUUUAUGCAAUGGCAUCAGACGGUUUGUUGUACAAAUGGCUGGGUCAUAUAAAUACUCGAUUCCACACUCCAAUGACUGGAACUUUGAUCGCAGGGCUUUUUACUGGAAUCCUUUCUGCGCUUUUUGACUUGAAACAUUUGUCUCAAAUGAUGAGUCUAGGUACACUGUUUUCGUAUUCUAUUGUUGCUGCGUGUGUUGUUGUUUUACGGUACAAAGAAAAUGAAAUGAAUGAAAAAAAACGACUAGUUAAAGAACCCAGAACGAUAAAAUAUAUUGCUAAGCAAUUGAUCAAUGCUAAUAAUUUAGUAUUUUCAACAAAACUUACGUCGGACAUAGUAUCUUGCCUCGUUACAAUUUAUGUAAUUGUCGGUUUCUUGUCUGCGGGAUUCAUUGUGAAAUUUUUAGAACACAUUAUUAAUGUGGAGAUUAGGGCAAUAAUCCUCCUUAGUGUUCUGAUCAUCACCAUGAUUGCCUUGCUAAUAUGCAUAUGUUUACAACCAACAUCUGAUAAAAAACUUCCGUACUCUGUACCGCUUGUACCUUUCUUGCCAGCAAUCAGUAUCAUGGUCAACUUUCUUCUUAUGUGGGGAGUGAGUAUAAGAACCUGGAUGCAAUUCGUCGGAUGGAUGGGAAUUGGUCUCAUUAUUUAUUUCACGUAUGGAAUAAAAAACAGUAUCAAUAGAACCAAACCAACACCAAAUGAAGUUUGUAAUUAAUAAUUUCAAUUAUCACAUAAGUUAACAGUUAAAAAUAAUUUUAUUGCUGUAUUAAUUAAUUAUAAAAUAUUUUUUUUGACAAUUUUUUAAUAAAGUUAAAUUUUUCUAAAA